AUGACCAAGUUUUUAACCAACGUUAUUAAAAUCAAUAAAGUUGAUAGUUAUUUACACCACACAGCCAAGCUUCCAACAUCUUCCAUCACAGACUACCAAAGCUCUCCGUCGAAUAACGUACCCCUAGAUAUCCAGAAUCCAGCUUCACGAAGCUCAUGCCUUGGUUCCAAUGCAACAAGCCUUUUAAACCUCAAUUGUUUAAACACCGGCAGAACGAACUUCACCAAUAAACAAUUAACAGAACUAGAGAAGGAAUUUCACUUUAAUAAAUAUCUAACGCGAGCGCGGAGGAUCGAAAUAGCUUCAGCCCUUCAGUUAAACGAAACGCAAGUUAAGAUAUGGUUCCAAAAUAGAAGAAUGAAGCAGAAGAAAAGGAUGAAAGAGGGACUGAUACCUCCUGAGCCCACUGUUGGUACAGGAAGUAACAGUAACUCUCCCACAUCUGUCAAUGCUUUACAAAAUGAGUCAGUUGCUGGUAGCAACGAAAAUAGUCGAGAAUCAAAUUGAUUUGGUUUAGUUUUUACAAAAGGAAUUGCAGUAUUUGAACAAAUUAGUUGAAAACCAAAGUAAAUGUUCCUUGCCUUUGUUAUUUUUAAAUGUAUUUUUUGACUUGAGAAAAAAAAUGGGUAGAAUAAAUGAUCAUCAAUAUACAUUUA
Messenger RNA from Diabrotica balteata, 656 nucleotides. NCBI's taxonomy places the organism in Eukaryota, Metazoa, Arthropoda, Insecta, Coleoptera, Chrysomelidae. The record is from the annotation of a GenBank genome assembly.